Messenger RNA from Ipomoea nil (Japanese morning glory), 1698 nucleotides. RefSeq lists its product as uncharacterized. Gene Ontology annotation, molecular function: nucleic acid binding; RNA-DNA hybrid ribonuclease activity. The record is from RefSeq and is a predicted model, not a curated record. Bases 1 to 1698 code for a protein of 565 amino acids. Lineage: Eukaryota; Viridiplantae; Streptophyta; Magnoliopsida; Solanales; Convolvulaceae. The transcript is spliced from 4 exons.
AUGUUGCUCUACUGUGUCACCACGGUCAGGUACUCUAUUCAAGUUAAUGGGGUCGGGGUGGGAUCAGUGUAUCCAACCCGAGGCAUUCGCCAAGGGGACCCGCUUUCCCCGUAUCUUUUCAUAAUCUGCUCCGAGGGCCUGUCGGUUCUUUUACAGCAGGCCGAGGGGUGUGGUGAUAUUCAUGGGAUCCGUAUUGCGUGGGGGGCCCCGGCCGUGACGCAUUUAUUUUUUGCGGACGAUAGUCUUCUAUUUUUUAGGGCUACUAAUGGGGAAGCUCAAUCCGUUAAGAAGUGCCUGGACAGGUACAGUGUUGCUUCGGGGCAAUUGGUGAAUUAUGAUAAAUCCAGCAUCAUUUUCAGUUCUAACACUGGGACUGAGGUGCGAAUUGUGGUCUCUGAGUGCCUGGGCGUUCGGGAAACGGUGGAUUUUGGCAAAUAUCUAGGAUUACCGUCGGUUCUGGGCCGCAACAAAACGGCAACCUUUCGCUACAUAGAGGACAAAGUCAGGGAACGGCUUGGAUCAUGGCAACAUCGUCUGCUGUCUAAAGCAGGUCGGUUAUGUGAUAAGAUUGAAAAACUGUUUAACCGGUACUGGUGGGGUGGAGAUCCGUCCGACGCCACGCUUCAUACCCCGCCUGUGGAUGCUCUACGGGAGGCCAGUGUCAAUGGCCUUAUGAACGCGCAUGGACAUUGGGACGUGGAUAUCCUUAAUGAGCUGUUUGUCGAAGACGAUGUGCGCAAGAUUAUUGCUACCCCCAUCGCUCCUCAUCUUCCGGGUUCUUGGCGUUGGGUGGGUGAUAUUCAUGGGGCGUAUUCGGUUAAGCACGGGUAUAGGAUGUUAACGUCCGGUGGAGCAUUGCAAAUACCUGGAGAGUCCGUGAUUUGGAACAAGAUAUGGAGCCUGCCGAUUCCGCCUAAAGUGCGUAAUCUAAUUUGGCGAUGUGCUCGUGAUAUUCUUCCGGUGCGAGAGAAUCUCAAGGCUAAAGGCGUAUGGAUUGGGGGUGGAUGUCCACUCUGUGGUCUCUACUCGAAGACAGCCGAACACCUACUAGGUGAGUGCUGGAUUGCGAGGCAGGUAUGGGGGAAGGACGACUUGCUGCAAGGGGCUGCUAUUCGCGACUUUCUUGAUACCACUCUCGCAAACGCGGAUCGGGACACAGCGGUCCAUAUGGCUGCGGAUACCUACAAACCAUCAAUUUCCACCGUGCAACGAGUAGAUGUACAGGUUCGUUGGGAACCACCACCACGGCACUGGUUUAAGUGUAACGUCGAUGCAGCAUUGCUAACUAAUUUUGUGGGCUUUGGGGCGGUUCUUCGGGAUCACGGAGGUGGUUUCGUGGCUGCAAAAAAUGGACGUUUGGACUGCAUUCGGGACCCCCUGAUGGCUGAAGCCGGCACAGUGAAGGAAGCUUUGUCUUGGCUUCGCGGUCUUGGGUAUAGUAGUUUAAUAAUUGAAACUGAUUGUUUAUUGUUUAGUAAUGCUUUUAAUUCUAGUCCUGUGGAUUUUUCAUAUGUUGAUUAUAUUGUAAAGCAAUGUGUUGAGAUUGCUAAUGACAUUGGGAACGUUGUGGUUCACCAUGUCAAGAGAUCAGCGAAUCAUGUAGCCCAUGCUCUUGCACAAGCGACUGAUUCCUCGACUGACUCGAGUGUGUGGUCGAUUGUACCUCCAGUUUGUAUUUCCAGUUUUUUGAUUGAGUAA